AUGAGUGCGUCCUCUCGUUUGAUUCAGCCCUCUCUCCCUCAGCUGCACAAGCGCAAACCUCGAUUUUCUUCUUCAAAUGAUGUAGAAGCUCCCACAAAGCUUGCUAUUGGUGGACCUGAUGGCUUUUCCGCGUUAGGGAACGAUAACUACGAGCUUGAAAAGUCAUUUAAUAUCGUUAUACUGAGUUCUGACCGCCAGGAGCUCGCUCGAGUCUCUUUAGACUCUCCCAAUCUCCCUUUGUCGCUUGAAGAAGCAGCUGAAGCGGUUCUUAACCAUGCAGGUAAUGCCGUUACUGAAGAGGUGGCUUCUUGGCAAGAAGAACUCGCGUUCACCAAGUACGCAGAUGAUCUGGUGCAAGUCCCCAAUCCACCACACAUUGCAUCAAAUCCGACGGCAUGGAAAUGCCAAGCUCCCGAUUGUGACAAGCAAGAAAAUUUGUGGCUUAAUCUAUCGGAUGGCUACAUUGGUUGUGGUCGUCGAAACUGGGAUGGGUCGGGAGGAUGUGGAGCAGCUUCAAAACAUUUUAGUGAAACGGGAGGCAAGUUUCCAUUAUCUGUGAAACUCGGUACAAUCACAGCUGAAGGAGGAGACGUGUAUAGCUACGCACCAGAUGAAGACGAUAUGGUGAGAAAUCCUCUGCUAACCAAACAUUUGGAACACUUUGGCAUCAAUAUUAACAACUUGAAAAAAACCGACAAAUCGAUGAAUGAGCUACAAGUGGGACUCAAUUUAUCGUAUGAAUUUGAUGCCGUGACUGAAGCUGGCAAGAAAUUAGUGCCGGUAUCGGGGGCAGGGAGCAUAGGUUUUAAAAAUCUCGGGAAUAGCUGCUACAUGAAUUCGGUCCUGCAGCUUUUGCUAGCUCUACCUGAGGUACAGGAACGUUACUUUAAGGAAUCUGAAAAAAUCUUUUCGACGGUAAACGCAAUGCCCGUCGAUGACUUCGCUGCACAAUUCUCGAAGCUCGCGUGUGCAGUGUUGACAGAUCGAUAUACAAAGAAAUUUCUAUCGCCAACAGAUGGAAAGCAGGUGGAAGAAGAUACCUUGCAUAAUGUGGAUUUGCGACCAAGUACAUUUCGCAGUCUUGUUGGGAAGGGGCAUCCCGAUUUCUCGACUGGAGAACAACAAGAUGCGAUCGAGUAUCUUCAGUUUUUGCUUGAGUUCAUGACACGUGCAGAGCGUAUAAGUGCGAAUCGUCUCGGAUCGCUUUUUAAGGAAGAUACUGCCACGGGUGCAGAGUUUCCAACAGCGAAUCUAUUUAAGUUUAAGCUGGAAGACCGCGUGCAGUGUAUGGAUUCCAACAAGGUGAAGUAUAUCUUACGUGAUGACAUGGUUCUCCAGUUACAGAUUCCUUUGGAGGCGGCGACAAAUGCAACUCAAGUAAGUGCCUACCAAGUUCUCGAGCAAAAGCGACAGCGUCUUGGCGAUACUGAAAAUGUGGGAAAGAUCGAAGUCAUAGAACGGGUCGUGCCGAACGUGCCAUUUGCAGCGUGUCUUGAAAGGACGUUUGCACCGGAAGUGAUUGAAGAUUAUUUGUUUCCUGCAACAAGUAGAAAAGGACAAGCACAAAAAACUGUUCGUGUUCACUCGUUUCCUCGAUACUUGCUCGUGCAAAUGCGACGCUACUACGUAGCGGAAAAUUGGACACCAAAGAAGAUGGAGGUUGAAGUUAAAGUACCCGAGACAUUUUCUUUGGCUCACUUUGUGUCCAAGGGACUACUUGAUGGUGAAGAACUUAUGCCUGAGAGUGAAACAACCAAAAGUGCUGUUGUGAGUACCGCGGACGAAGUUCUUGUGUCUCAACUGGUGUCCAUGGGUUUUUCUGAGAAUGGCUGCAAGCGUGCUGCAAUUGCAACCGGCAAUUCAAACGUUGAAGCUGCGAUGGAGUGGAUUUUUAAUCAUAUGGAAGACUCAGAUUUUAAUGAUCCGCCUGGGUUGGCUGAUGCUUUAACUAAAGCAGAAGAUGGCGUUGUCGACGUGACACUUGUGUCUAAUUUGAUGGCCAUGGGUUUUGCUGAGUCGCAUGUCAAAUGUGCACUUGAACAAACCGACAACAAUCCCGACCGCGCUGCAGAGUGGUUGUUUAGCCGCAUGGACGAUCUAGAUGGUGCCGUGGCUCAGUGUGAGAGCCAAUCUGCUGGACCUAUAGUAUCUGAGGAUGCAGUCAAGCGACUGGAUACUGAAACACCUGAGAACUACUCACUUGUAGGUUUUAUCAGCCACAUAGGCAAGACAACCAAUUCUGGACACUAUGUCUGUCACAUAAAGAAGAAUGGUCGCUGGCUUCUAUUCAAUGAUGACAAAGUAGCCCUUUCGGAGACACCGCCCCUAGGUGCUGGGUACCUCUACCUUUUCCGUCGCAUAGACACUUAG
Plasmopara halstedii is the source of this 2370-nucleotide messenger RNA. RefSeq names its product ubiquitin carboxyl-terminal. The record is from RefSeq and is a predicted model, not a curated record. Lineage: Eukaryota; Oomycota; Peronosporomycetes; Peronosporales; Peronosporaceae. The transcript has 2 exons. Gene Ontology annotation, biological process: protein deubiquitination. Bases 1 to 2370 code for a protein of 789 amino acids. Gene Ontology annotation, molecular function: cysteine-type deubiquitinase activity; protein binding; zinc ion binding.